Molecule: messenger RNA, 3325 nt
Organism: Orcinus orca (killer whale)
Lineage: Eukaryota; Metazoa; Chordata; Mammalia; Artiodactyla; Delphinidae
Gene: UNC5CL
Product: unc-5 family C-terminal like
Exons: 8
Coding region: 224-1780 (518 amino acids)
Biological process (GO): positive regulation of canonical NF-kappaB signal transduction; netrin-activated signaling pathway; positive regulation of JNK cascade
Cellular component (GO): membrane
Molecular function (GO): netrin receptor activity; protein binding
Source: RefSeq, a predicted model, not a curated record
AUUAAUUUCUUUAAUUUCUGUUAAAGAAAUUGAUCUGACCGAGGUGCAUGGGUGCACUGGGAUGAAGACAAUUUGAUCCCUCAUUGCAGCCGCUUAGAAGUCAAGUCUUAGCCUCCACGACCUUGAAAAGGCUUACCUGACACUGACCUCCUUUUCUCCCAGGCCCUUGGCCUCGGCUGGCACAGGGGUGCAGGGGAACUGGAAGCAUCAAGUGACCAGGCGGAUGUGCUCCUAUGAGGGUUCCUUCCAACUCGCCCAGUUCCUACUGCUGGUGGGGGUUCCAGUGGCAAGUGCUGUCCUUCUGGCCCAGUGCCUUCAAUGGCGCUGCCCCCGCCGGCUGCUGGGCGCCUGCUGGAAGCUGGAAAGCCAAGAGGAGCCAGUGUCCCAUCCCACUCCCCUACCUGAAAGUGAGUCCUCCGGGGAGGCACCCCCGGCCUCGCUGCAGGAGAUGGCCGCCUUCUACCAGGAACUGCACACGCCCACCCAAGGCCAGACUGUCAUCCGACAGCUGAUGCACAAGCUGUUGGUGUUUUCGGCUCGAGAGGUGGACCACCGCGGUGGCUGCCUGAUGCUCCAGGAUACGGGCAUUUCCCUGCUCAUCCCGCCAGGUGCUGUGUCUGUGGGCCGCCAGGAGCGGGUGGCACUGAUCCUGGUGUGGGAUCUGUCAGACGCCCCGUCGCUGUCCCGAGCCCAGGGGCUGGUGAGCCCCGUGGUGGCGUGUGGCCCCCAUGGGGCCUCCUUCCUGAAGCCCUGCACCCUCACCUUCAAGCACUGUGCCCAGCAGCCCAGUCAGGCCCGUACCUACAGCAGCAACACGACCCUGCUGGAUGCCAAGGCCUGGAAGCCGCUGGGGCGGCCGGGAGACCACAUCUCCCGGGAUGAAUGUCGCAUCCACCUCUCCCACUUCAGCCUCUACACCUGUGUGCUGGAGGCAGCUGUGCACAGGGAAGCCCGGAAGUGGCUGCAGCUGGCCGUGUUCUGCUCGCCGCUGGCCGCCGGGCAGUCUCACCUGCAGCUGCGCGUCUACUUCCUCAACAACACGCCCUGUGCCCUGCGGUGGGCUGUGACCAAUGAGCAGCCGCACGGCGGGCGCCUGCGUGGGCCCUGCCAGCUCUUCGACUUCACCGGGGCCCGAGGGGACCAGUGCCUGAAACUCAAAUACAUCUCCGAGGGUUGGGAGAAUGUGGACGACAGCAGUUGCCAGCUGGUUCCCCAUCUGCACAUCUGGCACGGAAAGUGCCCCUUCCGCUCCUUCUGCUUCCGGAGAAAAGCAGCCAAUGAGAACAAGGACUGCUCAGCACUGACCAAUGAGAUCAUUGUCACCAUGCACACCUUCCAGGAUGGCUUGGAGACCAAGUACAUGGAAAUCCUCAGAUUCCAGGCAUCGGAGGAAGAAUCCUGGACAGCGCCACCCGCUGUGACCCAACCACCCCCAUGCAACAGGCUGCCCCCAGAGCUCUUCGAGCGGCUGCAGAUGUUGUUGGAGCCAAACAGCAUCACUGGCAAUGACUGGCGACGACUGGCCUCCCACCUGGGGCUUUGUGGUAUGAAAAUCCGGUUCCUGUCCUGCCAGCGCAGCCCCGCGGCAGCCAUCCUGGAGCUGUUUGAGGAGCAGAACGGCAGCCUACAGGAGCUGCACUACCUCAUGACCACCAUGGAGCGGCUGGACUGCGCCUCCGUCAUCCAGAACUACCUGAAGGGGACGCAGAGCGGCAGCCCACCCCGGGUCUGCUGGGUCGCCCAGGAGAACCAGGGCCUGGAGCUGGAUGAGAAGCUCUGAGAGCCCCUCUAUGGGGCAGGGUGGAGCUCUGUCUACCGGGAUGUACCCCUACACCUAGGAAGAAAACAGCUGCAGUUCCUGGCUGUGCCCACCGACCUCAUCAGGACCCUUGGACGGUGCCUGGGGCCACCGCGAGUCCAGACGCCUCCUCGGGUCAGGACCACCCUUUCGGCCCGCGUCGUCCUGCGUGCAGAUCCCUUCUUGGCCGGCAGGGGGCGCAGGAGCCCAGGAGAUGGCCCCAGCGUGGCCAGCCUCCGGGAAGCUAUUUAAUAGACCAAUGGACUGUUAGGCUGCCCUGUUGGCACUCCUUGGGGACUGGUUAGUCCACGAGUAUUCACUGAGCACUUAGUGAUACCUGGCACUGGACUGGGUAUCAUGGGGACUCCUGGAAUAUAUGAGGUCGGGUUUGGAGCCUUGUGGAAACCACAGUUCUCUUGUGGGAACCAAGAUGCCCUCGUAGGAGCUGAGGACAAACGCUAAACCAGCAGCACGUGCCCUGUGGUUAGGGGAUGUGGAUGUGGUAUGAAUUGCACCUGCAUUAGGAGUUGGGAAGGGAGGGAGCUGAGUACGGGCUGGAGCAGUGAGAAACCAUCAUGGAGGAUGUAGGAGAAAUGAUUUACAGAGAGUGAGAUCUUAAGGUGGGGGAAGGCGGGGAUGUGACUGGACUUACAGUAGGAGCCCGGUGAGCAUGGGGUGCUGAGUCAUCAAGGAGCCCAGCGUGCUGGGUAUGAGGUGAGAGCAGGACAGGGGUUCAAGGCCAGAUCUAAAGAUGGACAGUCAUAGCUGGCUGUCCACCUGUCUCCUUUGACUUCCUUUGUCUCUUUAUCCUCCCAUCCUUGCCUUGUCUUCCUCUCUCUGUGCCAUUAUCUCUGUCAUAAAACAUCAAAGCUGAAAAGAAACUUCAAGAUUAUUAUUGUUGUCCAACCUUUUAAUCUCUUUAUCUUGAACUGUGUGAGUUUUAAGUCUCUCUGACUUCAUUUUGCUGUCACUGGCCCCUGCAGUGGCUCCAUCCCUGAAUCUGUCUCUCUUUUAGAUGAGAUGUCUUAGCAUCUUUUUGUCUUAGCAUCUUUUUGUCUCUACCUACUUGCUGUACCUGCCCUUGUGUGUUUCUUUCUUCCUCUGAAAUCCUCAGUCAUUUCCCUCAGGUAAGUGUCUCUAAACCACGGUUAAGUAUCAAAGGCUAUUGAAAGACACCGGUCUCCCCUAGGAAUGGAUGGGUGGGGAUUUUACCCCAUGAGUCAAGAUCCACUUUAGGGUCAGGAAGUAGAGGAUAGGGAUUAAAGAACAUCCCAUUCAGUCAACUCUUUAUUCAGCACCUACUGCCUGUUAGACACUGUAUAGAAAAUAAAUCAGUAGGCUGGGUCCUGAAAAGAGAACAAAGGAUUUGACUCAAUUUAAGCAAUUCUUUUGUUUGCAAACAGGUGUUGUUAAUUUUUUCAAGGGCAGACAAAUGAUCUCUCUGGCAACACUAACAAUUUCUUCUGUAUUUAAUUAAAAAUAUUAAAGCUUUUUCUAUGAUGGACAACAUUGUAUAAUAAAAUAUGA